AUAUGAAUAUAUGUGCAUGCGUACAUGUUUUUAUAUAUAUAUAUAUAUAUAUAUAAUACAUGCUUAUAUAUAUACGUGUAUAUGUAAGAAAAUUAAUGAAACGUGGUAUACACACAUGCGUACGUAAAUAUACAUACACAUGAAAAUCAGUGAAGCAUGCUAUGCUGUAUGUAGUAUAUAUAUAUAUAUAUACAUAUGUGUGUGUGUGUGUAUGCAUGCAUUAAAUCGUACACAAUUAUUUGUGAUUUAUAGAUUCAAUGCAUUAAAUAAUUUGCGUACCAAACUACUUGUAGUCAGAGGGAAUAUAUUAUUUGAUUUAAAAUUUACUGCAAUAUUUUUACGUCUUCUUAUCAAAUUUCUUACUAAAACAACAUAAUACUGAUCCAGCGAUUAUUUACUGCAAUAUUAACAAUUGCCUCACAUAAACCAUACCCUUUUUGUUAUUUUUUAAUCCUCGCCAAACGAAAUUUCAUAAUAAUUUUGUUUAAUAAUAAUUGUAGUACUUAAGUUUCUGUGUUGAAACCUAAACAAACGUGAAACAGCUAAGCAGAUCUAGAGAUAAUUAAUAAAAAAUGUUUCCUAGCUCAUAUAGUCUAAUAGUCGCAACAUUAAAUUAUUAAUUACGUUAUGAAAAAUGUUAUUAAUCAGAUGAGUAACUUAACCUCUGUGUGUGUGUGUUUUAAUCCAGGGUUAGCGUAAAAGUAGUUUCUAAUUUAGGAUUAGAAUAUAGUAAUUUUGAGGGAAUGAGGCUGGCCGAAACCAUUGAUCUCAGUACCUGACAAGUAAUGAAAAGCAGAGUUAGCCCGGGCGGGAUUGGAACUCAAAAGGUAAAAUGUCAGAAAAUAAGGCAGUGCAUAGCAUAUUAACAAGGAAUUUCGAUAGUACUUCAUCAUAUCGGCCUCGUAAGGAUGAAAGGUAAAGUUGAUUGCAGUGGAAUUUGGACUCAAAACUUUAAAAACCGAAAUAAGUGCCCCUUAGCAUAUAAUGAUAAUAGCUUCUGAUUUAAGCACAAGGGCAGGAAUUUGGAGGGGACAGGAUAAGUGAAUACCAUCGCCUUCAGUAUUUUGCAGGUACUUCAUUUUAUCAAGUCCGGAAGAAGGAAGGGCAAAAUUGAGCACGGCGGGAUUUGAACGCAGAACGAAAAGAGGAGCCGGAAGAAAUACCGCAUUGCAUUUUGUUCGAUGCGCUAUCGAUUCUGGAUCUUCCCCACCCUCUUACAAGUGUUUAUUGCUUGCCUUCUCUCUAAGUCGUUAAUUCCGAUAUAUUUAUAUAUAACUGUAAACUAUGGCUUAUGUGUUUGGUUUAAUUAAAACAGCCACCAAAUGAAACUAGAUCUUCCUUAGAACAUCAGUAAACCUUAGUUAUAACAAACAAUAUUGAUUUGUUAGUGUUUAGCCAAAGGCUGACCUUGAUCAACAGCAAAGUGACUACAAGUGUUUCCACCAUGACCAAUCUAUCUCGUCUUUCAUGCAUUUUUGUCUAACAUUUACAUCCUAUAUAUAUCCAUAUGAAACUAAUAUCUUUAGUUUUUCACUGAAGCACUGGAUAUAACCGGAAAACUUGGAUGAUAACAUCCCUUUAAGAGGAUUUGAUGUUAUUAUAUAAAUAUAUAAGACUGUUGUUCGGUGUCAUUUAAGCAAAUUGUGGCUCCUGUUUUUAGUAGCCACUACGACCAUUUAAAGGCUUCUCAAUUGAUUUACUUUGAUUAGAUACAAGGUGCAUUCUUCUUUAUAGAACAGAAGCAUAACUAAUUUAAAUCGGUCCAGUAUAUAUAUAAUCUGCCUAUAUAUAUAGGCAGAUAUUUUAUCGACUCGUGAACUUUCUAGAAGAUUCUUCAGAAGAGUCAUGAACAGAAAAAAUAUUUUGUCAGUUGGUAUCAGUGGGGCAACAAACAGUGGGAAGUCUUCUUUGACAAAGAAACUUGCAGAAUAUUUUCCUAAUUCAACCAGUUUCUGUCAAGAUGAUUGCUUUAGAGAAGUCGGUUCUAAAAACCUGGAGCUAAUUCCAGAACUGAACUGUUACAACUGGGAUGUUCUUUCAGCUCUAGAUACUGAUAAAAUGGUCACUGAUAUCAACCAACAAGCUUCUUCAUUAGCACAGACAGACAAAACAGUGCACCUCCUUCUGGUAGAUGGAUUUCUUAUAUUUAACCAUAGACCCCUGAGUGAAAUGUUCGACAGGAAAUAUUUCCUCACUGUCUCAAAAGAUGUCUGUAUGGAAAGAAGAAGCAUUCGUGUUUAUGAUCCUCCUGAUUGUGAUGGAUACUUUGAAAAAAUAGCAUGGCCCUCUUAUCUUAAAAACUUGGAAGCGAUUUCAGAUCAAAAAGAUAUUGUUUACCAUAACAGUGAUUCUAAUUUCCUACAAAUAUUUGAAACAAUUAAAGACGACAUCACUAAUUUACUAAAGACGAAAGAAAGAGAUCUUUGUUGACAGUUCACAAUUAUAAGAAACCUAUUUAAAGUUCUCUAGAUUUUUUUUUUGUCCUAACUUUUCAAACAUUGUUAGUUUUUUAAACUGAAUAAUUUCCAUCUUUUUUACACUUUAACCAGUUUUUGUAUUAAAAAUCUUUCAUACAAACUUCAUCAUCAUCCUUUUAUAGCCAUCUUUGAUGCUGGCAUAGGUUGGAUGGUUCAACAGAUCCAGCAGAACAGAAGGCCACAUUUUUCUCCAAUAUCUCAAAUUCUGACAUGGUUUCUAUCACCAACCACUUUACAGAUAGCAACCAAGUGCUAUUUGAAAGGCACCAGCACUAGUGAGGUUGUCUUGCUGUAAGUAAGACUAAACAGACCACCUUUCAAUCCUGCAUUAUCUCAGCUCAGUUUGACAACCACUUUACAGAGUGGACUGGUUGAGGUUGACUUGUAACUAGCAAAAGCCUCCAAGACUUAAAUGUUUCAAAUCUGGAGGUGGGAGGGGCAGUUGUUUUGUUUUAGUUUAAUUUAUUAUUUUUAAAAUUAACUUUUCGUUUUUUUUUUUCUCUCUCUAGUUUUUAAAACCAUGUUUCACAAUACAAAAAUAAAGAAAUUUAAGUCUGUAACCUAA
Octopus bimaculoides (California two-spot octopus) is the source of this 3042-nucleotide messenger RNA. Its product is annotated as nicotinamide riboside kinase 1. Lineage: Eukaryota; Metazoa; Mollusca; Cephalopoda; Octopoda; Octopodidae. The record is from RefSeq and is a predicted model, not a curated record.